GGUCAUCUGUUUCAACUGGAAUCGCACAAAUUUGAGAGAGGACGAGGCAGGUGCCCUUUUGACCCCAGUUCUUCCUUCACCUCCAUCUUAAUUGGUGGUGAACUUUUUACUGGUCUCUACAGUGACUACUGGGGGAGAGAUGCUGCUCUAUUCCGCACCAUGAACCGCAUGGUACAUCUGCGCACCGAGCCUGACAACGAGCGGCUGCUGAAAGAACCAAAAUUCAUUGGCUCCUACAUGAUUCCUGACAAUGAAGACCAUGAUGACAACAAAGUAUAUUUCUUCUUUACUGAGAAAGCUUUAGAGGCUGAGACAAGCACUCAUGCCAUAUACACCAGAGUGGGACGUGUAUGUGCGAAUGACAUGGGAGGCCAGCGAGUGCUCGUCAACAAAUGGACCACUUUCCUCAAAACCAGGCUAGUUUGCUCUGUGCCUGGGAGAAAUGGAAUUGAUACACAUUUUGAUGAAUUAGAGGAUGUGUUUCUGCUGCAAACUCGUGAUAACAAAAAUCCUGUGAUAUUUGGCCUCUUCAACACUACAAGCAAUAUUUUUAGAGGAUAUGCUAUAUGUGUUUACCACAUGGCAAGUGUCCGAGCAGCUUUCAACGGACCAUAUGCUCAUAAAGAAGGACCUGAAUACCACUGGGCUCUCUAUGAAAGAAAAGUACCUUAUCCUAGACCUGGUUCAUGUGCCAGCAAGGUGAACGGUGGUCUGUACACUACCACCAAAGACUAUCCUGAUGAAGCUGUUCAUUUUGCCAGGAGUCAUCCACUCAUGUAUCAGCCCAUCAAGCCUGUUCAUAAGAGACCAAUACUAGUGAAAACAGAUGGAAAGUACAAUCUUAAACAAAUAGCAGUGGACAGAGUGGAAGCUGAGGAUGGGCAAUACGAUGUCUUGUUCAUUGGCACAG
Molecule: messenger RNA, 910 nt
Organism: Acanthisitta chloris (rifleman)
Lineage: Eukaryota; Metazoa; Chordata; Aves; Passeriformes; Acanthisittidae
Gene: SEMA3E
Product: sema domain, immunoglobulin domain (Ig), short basic domain, secreted, (semaphorin) 3E
Exons: 7
Biological process (GO): axon guidance; positive regulation of cell migration; semaphorin-plexin signaling pathway
Molecular function (GO): chemorepellent activity; semaphorin receptor binding
Source: RefSeq, a predicted model, not a curated record